AUGGCUGCGCCUGUCAAGCAGGGCCCGAAGAGAUCCGGAGGCGGGGAGUGUGAGGUCCCACAGGAACACCUCAGCCCGGCCCGCUUCCUGGUGCUCUUCCACCUGCUUGACGGUUUGUAUGGGACUGUUACCAGCCCUGCUUCAGGAGUGCAGGAAAUGAAAAUUGGCCCCAUCACCUUUCAGUUGGCCACUGGAGAUAUUGCUAAAGAAGAGGCAGAUGUGAUUGUAAAUUCAACAACAAAGACAUUUGAUCACAAAGCAGGGGUCUCCAAAGCAAUUUUGGAAAAGGCUGGACAAAAUGUGGAAAUAGAAUGUUCUCGCCUAGCUCAACAGCACAUCAAUGGUUAUAUAAUUACUGAUGGUGGAGCACUGAAGUGCAAGAAUAUUAUUCAUGUCGAUGGUGGAGCUGAUGUCAAGAGAUCAGUUACCUGUGUUUUGCAAGAGUGUGAAAAAUUGAAUCACUCGACCAUUUGCCUCCCAGCCAUUGGGACAGGAAGUGCUCAACAAGACCCAGAUAAGGUUGCUGAAGCCAUAAUGGAUGCCAUUGAAGACUUUACCCAGAAAGGUCUAGACCAGUCUGUGAAGAAAGUUAAAGUUGUUGUCUUUCAGCCUCAAAUAAUGGAUGUUUUUUGUGCCAAAGUGAAAAAAAGAGAAGGCUCCCAGGCUCCCUCACAGUCUAUAAUAUCCAAAAUUGCAUGUUUGUUUGGGACUGAUACCAGCCCUGCUUCAGGAGUGCACGAAAUUAAAAUUGGCCCCAUCACCUUCCAGGUGGCCACUGGAGACAUUGCUAAAGAAGAGGCAGAUGUGAUUAUAAAUUCAACAACAAAGACAUUUGAUCACAAAGCAGGGGUCUCCAAAGCAAUUUUGGAAAAGGCUGGACAAAAUGUGGAAAUAGAAUGUUCUCGCCUAGCUCAACAGCACAUCAAUGGUUAUAUAAUUACUGAUGGUGGAGCACUGAAGUGCAAGAAUAUUAUUCAUAUCCAUGGUGGAGCUGAUGUCAAGAGAUCAGUUACCUGUGUUUUGCAAGAGUGUGAAAAAUUGAAUCACUCGACCAUUUGCCUCCCAGCCAUUGGGACAGGAAGUGCUCAACAAGACCCAGAUAAGGUUGCUGAAGCCAUAAUGGAUGCCAUUGAAGACUUUAUCCAGAAAGGACUUGUCCGGUUUGUGAAGAAAGUUAAAGUUGUUAUCUUUCAGCCUCAAAUAAUGGAUGUUUUUUGUGCCAACAUGAAAAAAAGAGAAGGCUCCCAGGCUCCCUCACAGUCUAUAAUGUCUAAAAUUGCAUUUGAGAUCCCUGGACACUGGAGUGAUAUGAAGCAGCAGCGUGUCUGUGUGGUUGAGCUACAGCCUGGUCAACCACAAUACAGAAAAGUCGCAGAUGCCUUCAAUCUGACCUGCUCACAAUUCAAGAUAGAGAAGAUUGAGAGAAUCCAGAAUCCAAGUCUCUGGAAGCAGUACCAGACAAAGAAAAAAACUAUGGAUGACAAGAAUGGCCAUAUACAAAAUGAGAAGCUGCUCUUCCAUGGGACAAAUGCUGACUCCUUGCCACAUAUCAAUCAACAUGGCUUUAACCGCAGUUAUGCAGGAAAGAAUGCUGCGGUAUAUGGAAAGGGAACCUACUUUGCUGUCCAGGCCCUUUAUUCUGCCGAUGAUACUUACUCCAGACCAGACGCAAAUGGGAAAAAGCAUGUGUAUUAUGUGCGUGUGCUUACUGGAUUGUACGCACUUGGAAAUCGAUCAUUACUUGUGCCUCCUCCAAAAAAUCCUCAAAAUCCUCUUGACCUGUAUGAUACUGUCACAGAUAAUGUGAGCACUCCAAGUUUAUUUGUGGUAUUUUAUGACUACCAGGCUUACCCAGAAUACCUCAUUACUUUUAAAACAUAA
Molecule: messenger RNA, 1881 nt
Organism: Eptesicus fuscus (big brown bat)
Lineage: Eukaryota; Metazoa; Chordata; Mammalia; Chiroptera; Vespertilionidae
Product: protein mono-ADP-ribosyltransferase PARP14-like
Exons: 12
Coding region: 1-1881 (626 amino acids)
Biological process (GO): negative regulation of gene expression
Cellular component (GO): nucleus; cytoplasm
Molecular function (GO): transcription corepressor activity; NAD+ poly-ADP-ribosyltransferase activity
Source: RefSeq, a predicted model, not a curated record